Corythoichthys intestinalis (scribbled pipefish) is the source of this 4565-nucleotide messenger RNA. RefSeq names its product hypoxia inducible factor 1 subunit alpha a (gene hif1aa). Gene Ontology annotation, biological process: cellular response to hypoxia; regulation of transcription by RNA polymerase II. The coding region runs from base 486 to 2837 and encodes 783 amino acids. Gene Ontology annotation, molecular function: protein dimerization activity; RNA polymerase II transcription regulatory region sequence-specific DNA binding; DNA-binding transcription factor activity, RNA polymerase II-specific. The record is from RefSeq and is a predicted model, not a curated record. NCBI's taxonomy places the organism in Eukaryota, Metazoa, Chordata, Actinopteri, Syngnathiformes, Syngnathidae. The transcript has 17 exons.
AGUCGAGCAUGUGAUUGCGCGUCCACGCGGCAGAGGGGGAAGUGAGUAAUACUAACCCGGACUCGUAGUUCCAGUUUUCAGCUCUCCAGCGUGGCAACGCUGUUUACCGACUACGGACGAAUGGCCUGCCUCUAAGCAACGGAGACGAAACGAUACGCACGCCGGCAACUCAUCUGAAAAGCACUUAAGGAGCUACCAAACCAAAUCGGCGAGAAUUUGGCAUUAUUCGUCGACGGCGGCUGAGACUGCUUGAUUCGGAUCGGGCGACUCAACUCUGGUCUUUCGGUCCUGAAAUGGACACAGGGAUUGUACCUGAAAAGAAAAGGCAGUCAUCUUUGUAAAUCUCACUGGAACAGCACCAGACCAAGUUCCAGCAUCAUCACCUUGUCAUGUUUCAAGAAUCUGCAUUGAACAAGGUGUCAAGAGUCAAGAAUCUGCAUUGGACAAGGUGAUAGCUGCAAUCAAACAGAGUUUGCACCAAAUUGAUGAAGAAUACUCAUCAAGUCCAUGCCUCAGAGACUACAAGCUGUCAUAAAAGCCAGAGGGUGAGCUCGGAACGAAGGAAGGAAAAGUCGAGGGAUGCGGCGCGAUGCCGGCGUGGGAAGGAAUCCGAGGUCUUUUACGAGCUCGCCGAGCAGCUGCCUUUGCCACACAGCGUCAGCUCCGGCCUCGACAAGGCCUCUGUCAUGAGGCUGACCAUCAGCUAUCUGCGCAUGAGGAAAUUGCUCGGCUCUGAUGAGUCGAAGGCUGAGGAGGAGAGCGAGUUGGACACGCAGCUGAACAGCUCCUACUUAAAAGCUCUGGAGGGCUUUCUCAUGGUGCUGUCAGAAGACGGCGACAUGAUUUAUCUCUCCGAAAAUGUUAACAAGUGCCUCGGCCUGGCACAGUUUGACUUGACUGGACACAGCGUGUUUGACUACACACACCCCUGUGACCAGGAUGAGCUGAGGGAGAUGCUGGUUCACAGGACGGGUUCCAAAAAGGCAAAGGAACCCAAAACAGAGCGCAACCUUUUCCUUCGAAUGAAGUGCACGCUCACUAGCCGGGGCCGCACUGUCAAUGUCAAGUCUGCUACAUGGAAGGUGCUCCACUGCUCCGGACACGUGCUCUUACAGAGUGGCCUCAAUGAGCAGGCUGCCAAGGAGCCACCGCUUCCCUAUCUAGUGCUGAUAUGUGAUCCUAUUCCACACCCUUCCAACAUCGAGGUCCCUCUGGAUGCCAAGACGUUUCUCAGUCGCCACACAAUGGACAUGAAGUUCACAUAUUGUGACGAGAGGAUUACUGAGCUUUUGGGAUAUGAUCCAGAAGACCUGUUGGAUCGUUCCGUUUACGAGUACUAUCAUGCUCUGGACUCGGACCACCUCACCAAGACUCAUCACAACUUGUUUGCAAAAGGCCAGGUCAGCACAGGCCAAUACCGGAUGCUGGCCAAGAGAGGGGGAUUUGUGUGGGUGGAGACACAAGCCACAGUCAUCUACAACAACAAGAACUCUCAGCCACAGUGUGUGGUCUGUGUCAACUUUGUUCUCAGUGGCAUCCAAGAGGAGGACUUGAUCUUGUCUCUGGAGCAGACGGAAGGUAUAAAGCCGGUGAAGAAGGAGCAGCAGGAUGAUGAAAAGGUUAUUGUGAAGAGCUGCGUACUGGAGCAGUCGCCAAGUCUGCUGAGAACGAAGGAGAAAGAGGAUGAGAAGGCCCCAGAGCAAGACGUGAUUCAGCUGUUUACAGAAACGCUUGAGCCCAAGCCAGUGAGAAGUCUGUAUGAUCAGCUGAAGGAAGAACCCGAGGCCUUGACUCUUCUUGCCCCGGCAGCUGGAGACACCAUCAUCUCCCUGGACUUCAGCUGUCCCGAUUCCGACAUCAGACUGCUGAAAGAUGUGCCUCUGUAUAACGACGUGAUGCUUCCCGCCGCCGGUGAAAAGCUGACGCUGCCUCUUUCCCCACUUCCGCCCAGCGAGCCCCUCGGUGUUGACGACGCCGGGGUGAAUGAAAAAAGUGACGGCUGCAUACCCACGUCCGCAUUGACAAUCGGCCGCAGAGCAGCGGAGGUUCCUCCUCCUCCUGAUUUUUGCUUAACUAUGGACCCAGACAUCUCUGACUUUAAACUAGACUUGGUGGAGAAGCUUUUUGCCAUUGAUACGCAACCUAAGACUCCCUUUACCACACAGGCAAUGGACGACUUGGAUUUGGAGAUGUUGGCACCCUACAUUCCCAUGGAUGAUGACUUUCAGCUGCGCAGCGUGAGCCCCGAUCAGCCGCUGCCUUGCGCCCCUGUCAAAUCUCCGGAGAGUCAGCCUGUCCAAUUCAGCUCGGCGGAUGGCGGCGCCGCCUCCCCGGCGACACCCGAGCUGGUCGCCAUUUCCCCCUCUUCCCCAGUUCUCAUCAAGAGGACACCACAAUUGGACAAGGAGGUGUCCCUCCGCACCCUAGCAGCUCAGAAUGCGCAGCGCAAGAGAAAACUGGAUGAUAUACGGGAGAUCGUCGGCCAGGAAACGUCGGCUAAGGAAAGUGGGAAACAAGGGAAAAAACUGAAAGCCGAACUGGGCUCAACCCAAACAGUGCUCCUGCUGCCUUCAGCAGUAAGGCUUGAAAAGCUCAGAAUAAUCAGACAGGGGGACUUUAACAAUGUCUUUAACCGCAUCAGGGCCAAGCAUCUCGCUGACAAUGGCUUUGCAGAUUUGGCGAGUUGCCUGUUAGGCAGCACGUCAGAGGCCACCAGGUCCCUGUUCAACCUGCCACAGCUCACCCGCUAUGACUGCGAGGUCAACGCUCCCUUGCAGGGUCGCCAGUAUCUGCUCCAAGGGGAGGAGCUUCUGCGCGCCUUGGACCACGUCAACUGAGUCCGCCCUCGGACUUGACUGGAAACUUAAACUCCUCAUUUUCCCGUCCCCUCUACCCCAACAACCUCUUAUUUAUGUAUCAGAAUACGUCCGACUCGAGUCCGGCUGCCGUUUGCGCACAUCACGCGAAGUCUGUAGCAUUCCACUGUGACACACGGCAGCGGCACGACGAGCAAUUCCGGCAGUUUAUCCAUUUCUCUCUUGUUUCCUUUACUCCCGAGCCUCUCAGCACACGGCGCCUCUCCGACGACCUUUUCCAGCAGGUCACCUGGCGCAACUGCCAGCAGUGUAUUGUAAGCUUCAGUCGCACAAUUUAUAUUUUCUUAAAAAAGAAAGAAAAAAACGAUUACCAGCAAUAUAUAUUACUGUACGCCUUUUUAAACUAGUUUUAAUGGGAUUUGAAGUUUUAUUUUGCGCUACCAUACUUGUUGAAACGUGUUAACAUCUGUAGUCUGCGGAUAUACAACCCCUAGCAAAAAAGUAUAGAAUCACCAGUCUCGGACAAGCACUCACUCAGACAUUUUAUCAUGUAGAACCAACUCAGAUAUAAAAAAGCUUGAAAAAAUUAUUAAUUAGUUCAAAAGUGCAACUCUAUAGCAUUCAGAAAGACAAAAAAAAUUAAUAAUAAACAUUGUCAUGGUCAUUAAAUGUCACCAAACAAAAGUUCCAGCAUCAUCACCUUGUCCAAUACAGAUUCUUGACUCUUGACACCUUGUCUAAUACAGAUUCUUGACUCUUGACCAGGUAAUGAUGCAGGAACUUUUGUUUGGUGCUGUUCCAGUUAGAUUUACAAAGAUGACUGCCUGAAGAAAGCAUCAAAAUUCCCUCAAUCCUUGAUGAUAUGGAGAUGCAUGUCAGGCAAAGGCACUGGGGAGAUGGCUGCGGUUAAAUCUUCAAUAAAAGCAUUGAAAUGUUAGCUUUCUUAUCCCUUAAAUUGAAAAUAUGUCAUUUUCCAAGAUGACAAUGCAUCAUGCAACAGAGCUAAAACUGUUAAAGCAUUCCUUGGAGAAAGACCCAUCCAGAUGUUUUGAUUGUUUUUUCUUUGUUUCUCAUGAUUCCAUUUUUUUCCCUCAGAAUGGAGUAAUUCCAUACAUAUUUCCCCACACUUGCUCUAUAAAAGUAACAUUUACUGACCACCACAAUGUUUUUUAUUCAUUUCUUUUAGUGUUUCUGAAUGCUAAAGAGUUGCACUUUUGAACUAAUUCAUUAUUUUUUCAAGCUUUUUAUCUGAGUUUGUUCUACAUGAUAAAAUGUCUGAGUGAGUGCUUGUGCGAGACUGGUGAUUCCAUAAUUUUUGCUAGGGGUUGUAUGUUUGGACCUUCACUGGUUUGAAUGUCGGCUACUUUUAGUCACCGUCUUGUCUUUGAAUACAUUUAAUUGUGUGGCAGUCCAGUACAUGAGUCACUUUAUUACUUUGCUGUAUGUGUUAUUGUAUGUAUUGUAUACCAGCAAAAGUCACACGUUCAGCUUUUUCAUUGUAAGUAACCAGGUUCGCUUUGCUUCAAAAUGACUGGUUUUCCUCCAACCGUGACUCGGCUGGGUUUUAACAUGCUUAACCCAAAGGUAAGGAGGAUCAGAACUGUUUCACUUUUACUAAUGUGAGAUCAUAGCUACAUCGGUGCUUUUGUCCAACAUAGCUCUGUUAAAUGUAGUCUGUAACUGUCCAAGUAAUCACUCGGUCAUACCACGCUUCUUGUCGCUGUCUAACAUUAAAUGGUUGUCUUCUAA